AUGAAAGGUGCGUCCUUGGUGUUCCGCUUGUGCAUCUGCUGGUUGCUGUUGUUGAAGCUUUUUUUGCUAUACCUCGUGGGGACCCACGCCAAGAGAAACACGCUACCGAGUGAGAGGCAUAGAAGCAUCUUAGCGAAUGAAUCCUACCUACUUGGGAAUAGGGAAAGGGGAGGAGUCCCCCUGAAUGGGCAUAGAGGAGAAGCACGCAGGAAGAACUGGGGGAACAAGACCCACCCAUAUGGUUACCUCUCCAGCAGGGCCAUUUCCAAACUAUGUAAGAAUGGAAGCCCCCGGGUAGGUAGAAAAGAAGAAGAAAAAAAAAAGGAGAAAAAUAUACUGUUUGCAGAAAAUUACAAAAUAAGUCUGACAGAUAAACCAAUCAUAGAAGAGGUGCCCCGAAAUGUAAAAGGAAGAAUCAAUGAGUGGAUCCCCGAAUUUGAUGAGGAUAACAUGUUAGGUUUUUUUCCAAUUUUGUUGGAAGAGAUGUCUAAUGAGCCAUCUCCACUACAAGUAGGGUUUGAAGAUUAUAUGCAAUUUAAUGGAGAAAAUGUAGAAGAAAUUUUUAAAAAUAUGACUAGAGAGGUAACCCUAAAUGGAAAUAAAAAAAAAAUUUUUGGUAUGUGUUUCUUUAAUCACAAAACAGGAGUCCUGGCUCCGUUAGCAGUAUAUGCAGAAAUUAAGGACGUUACUAAAGUGGGAAAUAAUUUAGCUGUUAAGGGUAUAGUAAGGGGAAGAAUUAUUAUUCAAGAUAUUGUUUCCCAGGAGCCUUGCAUUUUAGGGAAGAUAUCACCUAUUGAGGAUAAGAAGGGGCUGUCAGAUCCUGAGGAGAGCUUAAAAAUGGUGGAUGAAAUUAUUCGGAUUCAUACACAGUGUACAAGUAUGGAGUCUCAACUGAUGGAGCAACUUGAUCAGUCUUUUGCAUCUAUGAAUAUUAAGUUAAGAAAUGACCUUAAAGAAUCCAUAGAUGCAAAACUGGAGAAAUUUCAAGUAGACCCUUCUGAUCCUGAACAGAGACAAGCUUUCGUCCAAAUUGCUUCCUUUGCGGCUUUCGAUUUUCACCUCAUGAUUGUCGAUAGGUAUGAUGCUUUGAUGCUGCAGAACUCGGAGGACAGACUCAGAUUCGUUCGAGAUAAGAUUAGACAAAAGCAGAAGCAGCUAGCCAUUAUUAAGAACACGCCUAAGGAGAAGCUCCAGGAGAUCCUCGAGCAAGUGCAGAGCUUGAAGAACCAGGGACAGAGGUACAAUCGG
Messenger RNA from Plasmodium cynomolgi strain B, 1248 nucleotides. RefSeq lists its product as hypothetical. Lineage: Eukaryota; Apicomplexa; Aconoidasida; Haemosporida; Plasmodiidae. The record is from RefSeq and is a predicted model, not a curated record. The transcript has 2 exons. The annotation marks the transcript as partial.